ACUCAGUUUGCCUUCUCCCUCCUUCAAGCCUUUUCCUCUCUCUCCCACUCUCCUUAUCCUUUUCUGAAAGCUCGAAAGCCGAAGCCUAAAUCUAGAUAUAUAUGGGGAGAGUUCCCUGUUGCGAUAAGAAUGGGCUAAAGAAAGGCCCGUGGACGCCAGAGGAAGACCAGAAGCUCAUCGAUUACAUACAGAAGCAUGGCCAUGGAACCUGGAGAACCCUCCCCAAGAAUGCUGGUCUAGCACGGUGUGGGAAGAGCUGCAGGCUCCGAUGGGCGAAUUAUCUUCGACCAGAUAUAAAGAGAGGAAGGUUCUCCUUUGAAGAGGAAGAGACCAUCAUCCAAUUGCACAGUGUCUUAGGCAACAAAUGGUCUGCAGUUGCUGCGCAUUUGCCUGGAAGAACUGAUAAUGAGAUAAAGAAUUACUGGAACACCCAUAUCAAGAAGAGGCUUCUUCGCUCAGGAAUCGACCCUGUGACGCAUAGACCCAGGCUCGAUCUCCUCAACUUAUCUUCCCUUCUCAAUACGGUGCUUUUCAAUCAGCCAGCUCGGCUCGAUGCGUUGAGAUUGCUUGAUAUCAAGCCUCAACUAAACACUCAUGAGUUACUGAGGAUUGCUAUCAAUCUCAUGCACCAAAAGCAAAACUUGUUCAAACACAAUCAGGUUCAAGAAUCACAGCCAAAUUAUUACCAAACGAUAUCGCAACAACUUCCAUCAUCUUUACUUUAUAACCCAGCUCAGUUCAUAAAUGCAAGUCCAUGGCAGUACAACGAAGUAAACUCUUUCAAUUUGAGUGAAAAUUUAAUGGCAGCUAAUAGUAAAGCUAAUAAUGGGAACAUGGAGCAGCCAAUGUCUAGUUUGUUAUAUGAGGCCUCCAAUGGUGAGUUCUCUUGCGAGCAGAACUUAUACAAUAAUCUUGAUACAAAACUAUCGAGGCCUGUGCCGAGCAUGACUUCGAACAACUCUUCUACAACCAUCAACAACAGUAAAGAAGAUGAGAAAGAUAGUUACUGUAGCAACUUAUUUGAUUUCCAUACUCCUGACUUGCUGGAUGCGAGUCAGUUCAUAUGAAAGUUAAAAACAGGAAGAUUAGAAAACUGAGGGAACAUAAAAAAGAAAAAAAAAGUUCUGGGAAGUUAUCUUGUUAAGCCCUUAUGUUCAUAUUAUGUAGGGCCUGGAAUUGUGUUUCCUUUUUUUUUUCUCUCUGUAAUGAGUAUUUUGUCUUUGUGCAAUUAGGUGCUUAUAAAUGUAUCAUAUAUAUAGUUGCAUAAUGAGAAGCAGCUUUUUUU
Molecule: messenger RNA, 1285 nt
Organism: Dendrobium catenatum
Lineage: Eukaryota; Viridiplantae; Streptophyta; Magnoliopsida; Asparagales; Orchidaceae
Product: transcription factor MYB102-like
Exons: 3
Coding region: 102-1067 (321 amino acids)
Source: RefSeq, a predicted model, not a curated record